Molecule: messenger RNA, 549 nt
Organism: Malassezia globosa CBS 7966
Lineage: Eukaryota; Fungi; Basidiomycota; Malasseziomycetes; Malasseziales; Malasseziaceae
Exons: 2
Coding region: 1-549 (182 amino acids)
Biological process (GO): ribosomal small subunit biogenesis; rRNA processing
Cellular component (GO): small-subunit processome; Mpp10 complex; small ribosomal subunit
Molecular function (GO): rRNA binding; snoRNA binding; structural constituent of ribosome
Source: RefSeq, a predicted model, not a curated record
AUGAGGCAACUCAAAUUUCACGAACAAAAGCUGCUUAAAAAACACGAUUUUCUGCAGUGGAAGAAUGAACACAACCUUCGAGAAAUUCAAGUCAUGCGCCGAUAUCACAUUCAGGACCGUGAUGACUAUCAAAAAUACAAUGUGCUGGUCGGCAAGACACGCCAGCUAGCCCUUCGUCUAUCGACUUUGUCUGCGUCUGAUCCAUUCCGUGCGCGGCAUGAGUCAAUGAUGCUGAACAAGCUGUACGAUAUGGGCUUACUUGACACCGGUGCGAAAAUGAGCGACAUUAUGGAGCGGCUGAACGUAAGCGCAUUUUGCCGACGGCGUUUACCUGUUGUGAUGGUGCGUCUUCACAUGAGUGAAAGUGUAUCACAGGCUGUCAAGUAUGUCGAGCAGGGACAUGUGCGUGUUGGCCCUGAUACUAUAACAGACCCAGCGUUUCUUGUGACGCGGUCGAUGGAGGACUUUGUCACAUGGGUCGAUACGUCUAAGAUCCGUCGUGCCAUUGCGAACUACAAUGACGAGCUGGAUGACUUUGACUUGCUAUGA